Messenger RNA from Hippocampus comes (tiger tail seahorse), 1427 nucleotides. It is a transcript of the gene psme3ip1, whose product is annotated as proteasome activator subunit 3 interacting protein 1. Gene Ontology annotation, cellular component: nucleus. The transcript is spliced from 8 exons. Bases 104 to 967 code for a protein of 287 amino acids. The record is from RefSeq and is a predicted model, not a curated record. Lineage: Eukaryota; Metazoa; Chordata; Actinopteri; Syngnathiformes; Syngnathidae.
UCACAAGUUGAAGGCUGCGACGAGCCAACUUCACAGUAACACGCAGACGUCAUUGACUAUUACCGAUAACCCUUGUUUGAUCUUCCUCUGUAGGUGAGCUGCAAUGGCAAAAGCGGGGACAGGUGUUGAUCUCACCAGGAAGUUUGUUUCAGAAGCCGAGCUUGACGAGAGGAGGAAAAAAAGACAGGAGGAGUGGGAGAAAGUUAGGAAGCCUGAUGACCCUGAGCAGGUCCCUGAGCAAGAGUAUGACUCGCGUUCUCUCUUUGAGCGUCUGCAGGAGCAGAGAGACAAAAAGCAAGAGGAAUUUGAGGAACAAUUCAAAUUCAAGAACAUGGUGAGGGGAUUGGACGAUGAUGAGACCAGCUUCCUGGAUGAGGUUUCCCGGCAACAGAGCUUGGUGGAGAAGCAACGCAGGGAUGAAGAGAAACAGGAACUGUUGGAAUACAGAAGUGCUGUGGCAAAGCAAGUAUCCUCUGACAGCCGCCCAGAGUCUGAGAAGAAGGCAACAGCUAAACAAUCAGUGGUGGAGCAAAGGACCAGCCAUUUGUCUCAAGCCCAUUUACUGGCUGGUGCUGUCAAGAGACGCAGUUCUUCACAGUCAUCCGACAGCAGUAAGAAGCAGAAGGUGGAAAGCACAGCAACAGGAAAUGGAGACAGACAUACAGAGCAGGAGGCAGGAGGAGGGCGAAGACCAGCGGGAGCUGAAAAUCAACAAACUGUCACGGGCCUGACGCCCAAGAGCCCAUCGACCCCCCUUAAUUCCAGUCCGGCUCUGCUUCACCUGCCCUCGGCGGCAGUGUGCAUCGGCGUCCUCCCGGGCCUCUGCGAUUAUUCGGGCAGCAGCGACUCUGACAGCAGCUCGGACAGCGAAGGCUGUGCACGAACCAGAAAUCUCCACGCCGAUGUAUCUUACUGCAUGUUUCAGUUUCAUCAAACAAAAAAAGGGUCGUAUUUUUCGGACUAUUAAGUCACUUUUUUUUUUCAUAGUUUGGCUUGUCCUGAAACUCAUACUCAUGUAAAUGUUUAUAUAUAAAUAUUACAGCUCGAAUUUAGAGCCAAAAUUCCCAAUCCCUAAUUGUAUCAACGACAAUCAACAAGUGGUUGGAUUUGAAACUUGCGCUUCUAACUAUGGAAACGUUUUUCUUUUUACUUUAAAAUGGCUUACCUUGACUAGAAUCCCUCAUCGCAUUGUGGCCAAAGGUUGAAACAUGGUUGUUGUUUUUUUUUUUUUUGGUGCUGUAAAGACAAAAUCCUUCCGGUCAAGAAAAACUUCUCCAUAGUGAGAAGCAAAGUUUUGAAUCCAACAAUAAGUCGUUCAGCGUCUCCACCAUGAUUAGGGAAGGGGGAUUUUGGGUGAUAGUCCAUGUUCUACUGUCCUUGGUCUUGGUUUCUGUAAAAUAAAUUCCUCCCCAUCCAAAAAAAUGUGA